AUGAUGGAGAAAGCAACUGGUAUUGUAGUUACAGCUACAAGAUCUCCCAUGCAGCUUAUGAUGGGACCUGCCGUUACUGCAACUGGUGAUCAGGAGCUGGAAGGUAACACAACUACCUUCCUACGCACUGCCGAGACUUUCUUGCGUCUACUUCCCAUUGGCCUUUGUGUUACAGCUCUUGUCCUGAUGCUUAAAAACUCCGAAGAAAAUGAUAACGACUUUGUCUCCUACGCUGACCUUGGAGCUUUCAGGUAUAUAAAUAUUCUACUGAAAACAUUUUACAUGUGA
Molecule: messenger RNA, 288 nt
Organism: Lathyrus sativus (Indian pea)
Lineage: Eukaryota; Viridiplantae; Streptophyta; Magnoliopsida; Fabales; Fabaceae
Source: the annotation of a GenBank genome assembly